Molecule: messenger RNA, 957 nt
Organism: Phytomonas sp. Hart1
Lineage: Eukaryota; Euglenozoa; Kinetoplastea; Trypanosomatida; Trypanosomatidae
Source: the annotation of a GenBank genome assembly
AUGUCAAGCCAGUUUGAAAAAAUAAUAACUGAAUACCUAUGGGAUGGGCAGGGAAAGAAUGCGUUCGCAGUGUGGUGGGAUGCGUAUGGACUAUCACAGAAAUACAUCACACGUUCUAGAAGCCGUGGAGAACAUAUAAGCCAUGUUAGCAAAAGUGUACCGACCUUUUCGUCGGCCUUGAUCAUUCAACUAGCUAUUUAUGCAUUGUUUGUCGAAAGCCAACCCCGUUUAGCGGAAGAUUUGCUUUUUCUUUUGGACCUUCAAAACGGUUCAGCAUCGACUGCCACCACUAGUGACCCGACACGUGAGGGAAAGAUUAAUAAAGCUUACAUAAACCAAUCCUUAUUUCGGCAUUUGGAUAUCAGAAUAAACGAGAUGUCGAAGUACCAAAUUAUUUCCCUGUGGCUCCAUUGUGAAUGCCGACUAGCAUGUUUGCGUGGCAUGGAUGACAACUGGACAAGACAAACUGAAAAGCUCAAUGGGAAUUAUAACGUAGGAGAAAGAAGCCAAUCUAGCAUCACCAUCGAGCGUGCAAUUUGCAGCUCUAACAAAGAUGGUCUGUUGAUGACAGAAACCAAAGAAAUAGAGCACAAAGAAGUCUUGGCAGCGUGCUGCGCAGUGCUUGAAUUCCUCAUAAAAUGGCUUUUGCAAGACUUAGCAUACUUUCAUCCCUCAAAGGAAGUUUAUGCUUCCGAGUCAGACAUCUCGUCAUCAGGGUCCUUAGCCUAUUUUGAAACUACUCCCUUAGAAACACACCCGAAGCUACCGGCCUCCGUAUUAAUUGUAUUUCUUUUAAUUCAGAGUGUUCGUGACUUUCUGGAGAAAUCAAACUACAAAAAAAAGGUGGCAAUGAGGAAUCAAAAGGUAAUAGAAUUGGACAAGUCUCAGCCCUCUCAGAGCAAUUUACUCAAUGCUAUAUACCGCGCAGUUACUCUUUGGAAGUAUGGAAAGCGCUGA